AUAAAUCUGUUUCAAUGUCUUGUAACAAGUUGUGGUAUCUGUAUUUAAAAUUCCCGCUAAUAUUGUGACGCAAACUGGUAUUUGAUGUUCAUUGGCUAAACUCGCAUAAGAUGCGCACCUCCCAUGUCCCCGUUUCAACAAUUCAACAUGCUUCGGCGCUCUUGUUAAAUCGAUACAUUCCGUCGACGGAAUCCUUGAGCCGGAGUGUUGGCGCAUCAUACAAAGAUAACAAUUAGUUUUGACAUUAUAACGAACUUUGAGUGGCCGAAAUACAUAAUUGAAUGUAAAGUAUAGGAAAGAAUAUUGUAGCCUCCCAGUUAUUAAGAAAUAGAUAUGAACAACCGAUGACUUUAUCGUGAUUAGUGUUAUCUAGAUAUUAACUUAUAAAAAUUUGAUUGAAUUACGACAAUUUCUUGUUCAUGACGUUUUUUUCAAAACACUAACUCAUUGUGAGCAUAUAAGUGUGAUUGUUAUUGACAAGGAAAAGCUAAUAAGAUGAGAUUUAAAACUUCCAUGUCCAAAGAGCCGAAACAUACAGAACUUGUUGGGUGUGUUGGUUGGUGCAAUACAGAAGAGGUGUACACAUGUGGUGAUGAUCAUAUUCUAUUCAAGUGGAAUCUUGUUACAAAUGAAACUCUAAAAGUGACAGAUCUACCUUCUGAUUUGUAUCCAACUGACCUUCAUUGGUUUCCAAGAGCACAUGGAAAGAAACAAGGUCUUGAUUUGUUACUCAUUACUGCGGCUGAUGGCAAGUAUCAUUUGAUUAAUAAGAAUGGAAGAUUUGAAAAAACAGUCGAAGCCCACAAAGGAGCAAUUCUCAGUGGGCGUUGGAGUUACGAUGGAGCAGGCCUUCUCACAGCUGGGGAGGAUGGACAGGUCAAAAUAUGGUCACGUAGUGGAAUGUUACGUUCUACAAUCUUACAAAGUGAUACUCCUGUGUAUUCUGCUACAUGGGGGCCAGAUUCAAAUCAAGUUCUUCAUACUUUGGGCAAAAUGUUAGUCAUUAAACCUUUAACACCCAACAGCAAAGUAAACAAGUGGAAAGCACAUGACGGUAUUAUUCUGAAAGUUGCAUGGAAUCCUAGUAACAAUUUAAUUGUUUCUGGAGGAGAAGAUUGUCGUUACAAAGUUUGGGACACCUAUGGGCGACAAUUGUAUGGUAGUCACCCACAUGAUUAUCCCAUCACAGCUUUAGCGUGGUCUCCAAUGGGUGAUCUGUUUGCAAUGGGCUCGUACAACACUUUGCGUUUAUGUGACAAAACCGGAUGGUCUUAUUCACUAGAGAAACCCAAUACUGGUAGUGUGUUUAACAUUGCAUGGUCAAGUGAUGGAACACAGGUGGCAGGUGCCUGUGGAAAUGGUCAUAUUAUCUUUGCACACAUCAUUGAAAGACGCCUCGAAUGGAAUGAUUACGAAGCUAUUGUCACAGGGCGUAAAAGCAUAUCAGUCCGGAAUGUGAGUAAUGAAGCUCGUGAGAAGUUAGAGUUUCCGGAUCGGGUAAUCAAGUUGGCCCUCCAAUACGGGCAUUUAGUAGUAGUGACUCCUACUCAGUGCCACAUUUACAGCACUUCAAAUUGGAACACACCAGUCAUCUUUGAAUUGCGUGAAGGGUCUGUAUGCAUGCUUCAGUUGGCUGCAAGGCAUUUUCUAUUGGUUGAGAAGACAACUGCUGGACUGUAUAGUUAUGAAGGGAGACUAUUAUGUUCUCCUCGUUGGCAAGCCAUGCAGCCUGAUACUCUCAAUGAAAGUAGUGUUAGUAUUAGUCCUGACACAAUAGCUGUCAGAGACCAAGUAGAUGACAAAGUGGUGCUUCUUUUUGAGGUGGGAACAGCUCGCAGUCUAUCUGACUUGCCACCUUUGAAUCAUUCAUUGGGAGUAAUUGAUGUUGCACUAAGCCAAGCAGGAACAGCAGCAGAGCGUCAACUCACUGUGCUGGAUCGAAAUAGAGACUUGUACUUAAGUACUGUUCGAGGUUCUUCUUCCCGAAAGCUUCGUAAACUUGGUUCAAUGAUCCAGUCUUUGUGUUGGAAUAGUGACACCAAUAUGCUAGCUGCAGUUCAAGAUAUGAAUUUAACUGUUUGGUAUUAUCCAAAUGUCUUGUAUGUUGAUAAAAGAUUAUUGAAGAAAACUCUUCUUAUCAAAGAUGCUAGUGAAUAUGGUAAAAAUCCAAUGAUUGUGAGUUUUGUUGGAAAUCAUAUUGGUAUUCGACGAGUUGAUGGUUCACUUGUGAACUCUGCCAUCUCUCCAUUCCAAGCUGUUUUACAUGGAUAUACAGCUUCCAAUCACUGGGAUGAUGCAUUACGAUUGUGCAGAAUUGUGAAGGACACAGCUCUAUGGGCCUGCCUAGCUGCAAUGGCAACACACGCAAAAAAUCUUGCUACAGCUGAAGAAGCUUAUGCAGCAAUUGAUGAGAACGAUAAAGUCGAAUACAUACAGUACAUCAAGAAAGUCCCUAUGCGACACGCUCAAGCAGCAGAAAUGGCAUUACUUGGAGGUAAUAUUCAAGAUGCUGAGAGCAUGUUAUUGCAGAAUGGACGAAUAUUUCAUGCAAUAAUGACUCAUAUUCAAUUACAUAAUUGGCAGAGGGCUCUGGAAUUGGCAGUAAAACAUAAAACUCAUGUGGAUACAGUUUUGUUAUUUCGUACGAAAUACCUUGAGACAUUUGAGAAAGUUGAAACAAAUGAAAAAUUCUUACAAUUUAAAAAUGAGGUGAUAUUGGAUGAAGAGAAAAUCAAUGCAAAAAUACAAAAUGAGUAUGAAAGAGAAAACGCAGUUCCUUAGUUUCACGUUCUGGAAAAGUUGAAAAUACCUCAGUCCGUCCAAUGUUAGUUAGAAUUAAGAUUUGAAAAAUUACAUUUUUGCUAACCCAUAUUUUAUUUUGUCAAAUAUAAAAUCGUAUUUUAUUACAUGACACUUUUACACUCUGAAACAUAGAGACUAGUACUGACUAAAAACACAGACUGUCACAACAUUAGAUUGUACUCAAAGCAAAUAUUGUUGACUUGUGUGAUGACUAGGCACAGUUUACAGUUAAUAUUUUUCACUUGUUUAUAUAAAAUGAUUAAAUAAUUCCCAACUG
Gryllus bimaculatus (two-spotted cricket) is the source of this 3079-nucleotide messenger RNA. The record is from the annotation of a GenBank genome assembly. NCBI's taxonomy places the organism in Eukaryota, Metazoa, Arthropoda, Insecta, Orthoptera, Gryllidae.